Messenger RNA from Rangifer tarandus platyrhynchus (Svalbard reindeer), 879 nucleotides. Lineage: Eukaryota; Metazoa; Chordata; Mammalia; Artiodactyla; Cervidae. The record is from the annotation of a GenBank genome assembly.
AUGUGGGCCGCUCUCAGGUGGCGGCCGGGGCUCCAUCUGGGGCUCCUGAGUGGUGUCCGAGGUCUGCACAGCUCGCCUGUGUCCUGUGGCAAGAACCUGCUCAAGAAAUUUGCUUCGAAAACCAAGAAGAAGUUCUGGUAUGAAGGGCCUUCCUUGGGCUCUCACUUGACCCACAAGUCAUCCCAGUUGGAGUUCCUGACGAAGUGCACCUCUCGGAGAACCCGGAAGGAAGACCAGGUGCGCCUGAGGGCCCUGAACGGUCUCCUCUACAAAGCGCUCACAGACAUGCUCUGCACCCCUGAAGUGAACCAGGAGUUGUGUGACCUGAACGUGGAGCUCUGCAAGGUCUCUCUGACUUCAGACUUCUCUGCCUGCCGUGUCUUCUGGAGGACGACCCUCUCUGAGGCUCAGAACGCACACACGGAGGCCGUCCUGCGGAGAAGUGCUGCGCACAUGAGGCAUCUUCUGAUGUCUCAGCAGACCCUGAGGAACGUGCCGCCCAUAGUGUUCGUUCAGGACGAAAAAUAUGCUGCUGUGAUGGAGAUUGAUCGGCUACUGGCAAUUGCUGAUUUUGGACCCCGGGAUGAAAAAGAAGACUUUGUGCAAAGUGACUUCAGCGACCCCGAGACCCUGGAUGUGGCUUUGCCAAGUGAUACCCUGGGCCCUGCUGCACACUUCAACCUGUGUGGGAUUGACCAUGAGGCACUCAACAAGCAGAUCCUGGAGUACAAGAGGAGGAGAGAGAAAGGGCGCAGGAGUGCGGGGCACCUGUGGCCAGAGCACAUGGCUGACCUGACGAAGCAGAUGAGGAGGAGGAAGGCCAAGCCCCAUGUGGACAACGACCUCUCUCCCAAGAACUGUCUGCAGGGUGGGGAGUGA